Cheilinus undulatus (humphead wrasse) is the source of this 1402-nucleotide messenger RNA. RefSeq names its product ER membrane protein complex subunit 4 (gene emc4). Gene Ontology annotation, cellular component: EMC complex. Lineage: Eukaryota; Metazoa; Chordata; Actinopteri; Labriformes; Labridae. The record is from RefSeq and is a predicted model, not a curated record. Gene Ontology annotation, biological process: protein folding in endoplasmic reticulum. The coding region runs from base 193 to 759 and encodes 188 amino acids. The transcript is spliced from 6 exons.
CAGCAGCAGCGUGACUGCGUCAUCAUUGCGGGCCACGGAAUCGGAGCAACGGAGACGGAGGGGGCGACUUGUUUCUCGACACAUUAGGUUUUUUACUUUAAAAAUAACGAUAAAAGAGAGAGAAUAUCCGCCUUUUUAAUGUUUAUAUAAGGUGCUUUCUGUCUCUGAGGUCCAGCAGUGCUGCCAGUUGCCAUGGCGUCUCCAGGGGGACAAGGAGGUGGAGCUCUGUCUACCAGAGGAGGAGGCGGGGCCAGGAGGAUGAAGUGGGCUCUGGAGCUGAGCCUGGGCAACACCAGGAGUCGUGACAGACAAAGCGGUCAAGGAGACGUUGUUUACCCCAUCGGUUACUCUGAGAAACCGGUACCUGACACCAGCAUCCAGGAGACCGACAAGAAUCUGGUGGAGAAGCGUUGCUGGGACGUGGCCCUGGGCCCCCUGAAACAGAUCCCCAUGAACCUGUUCAUCAUGUACAUGUCAGGAAACACCAUCUCCAUCUUCCCUAUCAUGAUGGUCUGUAUGAUGGCCUGGAGGCCCAUUCAGGCGCUCAUGUCCAUGUCAGCCACCUUUAAACUGCUGGAGAGCUCCAGUCAGCAGUGGCUUCAGGGUCUCGUCUACCUGAUCGGGAACCUGCUGGGCUCGGCGUUGGCCAUCUACAAGUGUCAGUCAAUGGGACUGCUGCCGACGCACUCGUCUGAUUGGCUGGCUUUCAUAGACCCACCUCAGAGGAUGGAGAUCAUGGGAGGAGGGAUGGUGCUGUGAAGACUCAGCGUGCACAUGGCCAGAUGUUUUACAGAGGUUUAUACUGUACAGCUGUUUAGCUUUUUCCCCCCAUAACAGUUUAAAUUUUACAGCAGUAGUUACAACACGCAGGAAGUCUGAUUCCCUUUUCACUGAAAAAAUAAUUCCUCUUUACUUCAGACUCUUGCUCUGCUUCUUGUCCUUUUGCUGAGCUUUGUUGCUCCCAUCUCUUAUUUUUUCAUUAUUUCAAUAAAGUUUAAAAAUCCAGCUGUCAUUCUGCUGUGCUCUCCUCUGUAGAAGAAUUAUUUAUAAUGUUGCGACACAGGAUACAGAGCUGUACAGUCGAACUUGAUUCAAACAGGAAAUGAUCCAUCUAUAACUCGCUAAAAUAAAAGUUUGUAAAUCAAUCUAAUUGUCUCUUAUUAGCUAGUAUACUACAGAGGAUUUUUUUCUUAUUUUUUCCUCAGUUUAUUUUCUCUUGUAGUGACACAUCUGAUUUUGUCAGCUUGCUUUCAGCAUGCCACCCCACACAUUUAACCAACCUGUUUAAUUUAUAGGGCUGUUUAAUUUAUACUGAUUCUUUCUCUGUAAAUGUGCCGAUAUAAAUCCGAAAUGGCUGAAUAAAAAAAGUUGGAAUUGUUUCAAUAAAUGUAUGAAUGAAGAA